Fusarium vanettenii 77-13-4 is the source of this 855-nucleotide messenger RNA. RefSeq lists its product as uncharacterized. NCBI's taxonomy places the organism in Eukaryota, Fungi, Ascomycota, Sordariomycetes, Hypocreales, Nectriaceae. The transcript is spliced from 2 exons. The record is from RefSeq and is a predicted model, not a curated record. Bases 1 to 855 code for a protein of 284 amino acids.
AUGUCUCAAACUACGCACGGUCGCAUGGAUCUCCCUUCUGCAUCCCUUGGGCCAACGAAGCCCCUGUCAUGUCUGGUAUCCGAGAAUGAGGGACAGGUUGGCGAUAACCUUGACUACGAUGAUAAGGAGGCUAAGCAACCCAUUGAUCUCUCUCCUGGAUCCAUUAUCCAGAGGCAGAAUGACGGCCAUCCUUUUGUCAUCAAGAGGACCAGAUGGAAUGAGAAUGGAGAGGAACUCUUUUGGGGACACAGUUUCACGAGUCGUCCAAAGUUCAAGAAGUUUGAACAACAAUACGAAAUACCGGGACCAGAGAUCAAACAUUUCAUCUACAUUGGGGGAGGGAAACCCAACAAAGGCUUCGACCCCAAACACAUUACACCGCCAACAGUGCCAGAACUCGACUUGGAUGGCCCUCCGAUGCGCUUGUACUCCUACAUCGUUAUUGAGGAAUGCGGGCCUUAUAAGCGUGACGACUUUGCGCCAUACGAAAAUCAACAGCACCGACUAAGUCGCUCAGGUGUGGAGAAGUUACUCGGCCUAUCUACAACACAGGGUCCUGAAGAAGAGUCCUUCUCUGAGCGUACCCGUCGCGCAACCCAAAAUACACCUGAAACUACCCCCAACCCCCCACACACAGGUGUCCAGCCCACCAGCCCCCCCCGCCAAUCUCUAAACUGCACCACCAACAGAGGUUGGAAGUCGCCCUUUAUCCAUCCGCCUUUUAUCCAGCCGCCCUUUGCGCAGUCAUCCAUCAUCCGGUUCACAGUUUUGUUUGCGUUCGUCUGGCUUAAUACCAUGGAUUCGUUGCGACAGUUUUCAACGAUGAAGAAAACGCGCCUCGUUUCACGCUGGUAA